ACUUCCGGCAUUCGCUGCACUUCGCGACCGGGCCUUUUAGGAUAGCUCUGACUCGGUUGUCUAGACUUGCACGCGUGACCAGCGUCUGCCACCGCGGAUGGCAAGGGACCUGAUCGGGCCGGCGCUGCCGCCUGGCUUCAAGAACCGCGGGACAGCGGAGGAAGAGGAGCGGGACCCGAGCCCGGUUGCAGGACCUGCUCUGCCCCCUAAUUAUAAAAGCAGUAGUUCAGAUUCAUCAGAAAGUGAUGAAGACAGCAGUUCUCUAUAUGAAGAAGGAAAUCAAGAAUCUGAAGAAGAUGACACCGGUCCACCUACAAGAAAACAGAAGAGAAAUCAGGAUGAAGAUGAAGGUGAUGAUGGGUUUUUUGGCCCUGCCCUUCCCCCUGGAUUUAAAAAACAAGAUGAAUCUCCUCCAAGGCCUAUAAUAGGUCCUGCAUUGCCCCCUGGUUUCAUGAAAUCUGCACAGAAAAGUGACAGAAGCAGAGAUGAUCCAGGACAAGUAUCAUCGUACUUCAACUCUCAGAAGGAAACAGAUAGCAGUGAAGAUGAAGACAUUGUUGGACCAAUGCCUGCUAAGGGGCCAGUUGACUAUAGUGUAACAACAGAAUUUGAAAAAAGGGCCCAGAGAAUGAAAGAAAAACUAACUAAAGGAGAUGAUGCUUCAUCUAGACCAAUUACAAGAGAAUCAUGGAUGACUGAGCUUCCUCCAGAAAUGAAGGACUUUGGUCUCGGGCCAAGGACCUUUAAAAGAAGAGCUGAUGACAAAUCCGGAGAUCGAUCAGUCUGGACAGAUACUCCUGCUGACAGGGAAAGGAAAGCUAAGUAUGUGUACAUGUGGUAUAUGAAUAUUGUUCUGCUCUUCUUCUUUUUCCAGGAAUCAAAAAGAUCAGAAUCUCUUAUGGACAUUCAUCAUAAAAAGUUAAAGAGUAAGGCCACCGAAGAUAAAAAUAAGCCCCAAGAGAGAAUACCAUUUGACCGUGAUAAGGAUCUCAAGGUUAAUCGAUUUGAUGAUGCUCAGAAAAAAGCCCUAAUAAAAAAAUCUAGAGAACUGAACACCAGAUUUUCACAUGGCAAAGGCAAUAUGUUUUUAUAAGUAAGUAUAUGUCUGGAGGGUAUAUUUUCAUACUCAUCAACUUGAACCUUUCUGAAUAUACUUGUCUAUAAUAAUUAUGUACUGAAAAUAUUUGCUUUUAUAAUAAAGUAAAUUAUAAGUCUACAUUUUUUGAAAUUAAGUAAAUGGAAUUGUUGAAAAAUCAGUCUUAUGUGGUUGCUAUUAAAAAUGUUAAAAUAAAAGUUGCAUGUAUGAGAGAUAGCAAAGUAGUGUGGUUUGAAGAUUAAAUAUGCAUGCUUUAUUAAAGAAUGAAGGAAGGGGCCAGGAAUAUAGUUCAGC
Octodon degus (degu) is the source of this 1390-nucleotide messenger RNA. It is a transcript of the gene Gpalpp1, whose product is annotated as GPALPP motifs containing 1. NCBI's taxonomy places the organism in Eukaryota, Metazoa, Chordata, Mammalia, Rodentia, Octodontidae. The record is from RefSeq and is a predicted model, not a curated record. The transcript has 7 exons. The coding region runs from base 98 to 1093 and encodes 331 amino acids.